Monosiga brevicollis MX1 is the source of this 204-nucleotide messenger RNA. RefSeq lists its product as uncharacterized. The annotation marks the transcript as partial. Gene Ontology annotation, molecular function: ubiquitin protein ligase binding; protein tag activity. NCBI's taxonomy places the organism in Eukaryota, Choanoflagellata, Craspedida, Salpingoecidae. Gene Ontology annotation, biological process: modification-dependent protein catabolic process; regulation of proteolysis; protein neddylation. The record is from RefSeq and is a predicted model, not a curated record. Gene Ontology annotation, cellular component: cytoplasm; nucleus. The transcript has 3 exons.
AUUGAGCUCAACGUCGAACCCAGUGACACGAUCCGUCGUGUCAAGGAACGCGUGGAAGAGAAGCAGGGCAUCCCUCCGGAGCAGCAGCGUCUCAUCCACAGCGGCAAACAAUUAAACGACGAAAAGACGCUGGAAGAGUACAAGAUUGAGAGCGGCACCGUCUUUCACCUCGUCCUUGCCCUUCGCGGUGGCCUCUGCUUUUAA